Syzygium oleosum is the source of this 893-nucleotide messenger RNA. RefSeq names its product F-box protein At3g07870-like. Gene Ontology annotation, molecular function: protein binding. Bases 33 to 893 code for a protein of 286 amino acids. The transcript has a single exon. Lineage: Eukaryota; Viridiplantae; Streptophyta; Magnoliopsida; Myrtales; Myrtaceae. The record is from RefSeq and is a predicted model, not a curated record.
AACCAGAAUACAUCUUCUUCAAAUUCUCGCCAAUGUCGAGCUACCGUUCUCCGCGUUCAUCUCCUUGGCGGCGUAAAAGACUGAGGACGAACUCACUCCCUCUCGACCUCCUCCACAACGUUCUCUCUCGCCUACCCACGACACUGCUCCUCAAGCUGAGGUACGUCUGCAGAGAGUGGCGCGACAUCAUCAAUGAUCCGCACUUUGCCGCCAUGCACGUCAAGAGCGGCGUCGAGAAUCCCCGGAUUCUGCUGCUCUCAAAGCCGAGUCGCGGUGCAGAUCCCAGAUUCACGGUGAGCGACGAGCUCCUGGUGACUUCGCUCCCCAAAUCGGCCGUGACGGCGUGGUCCCACGGAGUUGGAGCUUCAUGUCACGGGUUGCUCUGCUUUGACGACCUCCUCCACGGCGGUACCUAUCUGCUCAACCCUCUGACCCAAGAAAUCGUGUCGCUGUCGAGCGUCGGGCCGUGCAAGCGGUGGCACCAGCACCGGAUAGCCAUCGGGGUGGACCACUUGACCAGCCGGUACAAGAUCCUGCGCAUGAGCUCGUUUAUCGGUAAAGACCGCAAAAUUUGCUCGAUGAGGGCAGAGGUCCUCGAUCAGGGCUCGAGGUCGUGGAGGGACAUAGCGAGCGUCCCUCCCUGCCUCCUCCUCGGAAAACCGGUGUUCACGGCCGGAUCGAUCCACUUGAUCGUCACCGGCGCCGGCGUCCGCGUUCCCAGGAUCUUGUCAUUCGACCUGGCAAAGGAGGAGUUUGCGCGGACUCCGAGCCCAGAGUUUUGCGAGGCCAGCCUCGUGGACCUCCGGGGAGUUCUGGGGCUCGUCGACAGCUCGCAUGAGGAGAGCCACGAUGUGUGGGUGAUGGAGGAGAGUGGGGUGUGGGCGAAGAAGUAG